CUCCCUCUGCUGAUUUUCACCAGGAACAAUCGCUCUGGUCUGUCGGCAAGCCGUGAAAAAGCGAGGAGAAUCUCUUUGGGCAUCAUGGAUGAUGACUUCGACCGCCGCAUGGAGCUGAGGAGGCAGAGGAGAGAGCAGAUGCGCCUCGAGGCUGAAAGUGUGGGUUGUACUAACGACGAUGAUGAAGAAGAAGCUCGGGAGCGAAGGCGACGUGCGAGAGAGGAGAGGAAGAGGAUGAAGGACGCAGAGGAGUCUGGCACCACUGAUGUGAUUAACACUAACAGUGUGACGGAGACCGAGUCCAGCACGGGGGCCGGUGCCGAUGAUGACCAGGUUUUGCUGGAGCGUCUGGCUAAGAGGGAGGAGCGAAGGCAGAAAAGGAUGAAGGAGGCCAUGGAGAGACAGAGGGAGCUUGACCCGACUAUCGGCGACGCUAACGGGACGGACAGCGCGCUGGAAGAGCAGUCCGCCAUCAGCAGCAGCAGCAGAGAGAGACAUUCACAGGAAGUGGAGGAGGAGGAAGAGAAACCAGCCAAAGAGGAGGUGGCAGACACUGAUACAAACUCCUGGAGGAAAGAGGAAGAGGAGACGAAGGAAGAUGAGAAGGAAUCAGUUGAGGAAUCAAGAACAGCAGCAACAAAUGAGGAGGAGACAGAGGAGAAGGUUGAAGCAACAGAAGAGGAGGAGCAGCAGCCCGAUUUAGGGCAAAAAGAUGCUGAAGAGGAAGCUGAUGCUGACAAGGAGGAAGAAGAAAGGAAGAGGAAAGAAGAGGAGGAAAAACAGCAAAAAGAAAUGGAGGAAAAGCUGAGGAUAGAAGAGGAAGAAAAGCAAAAGAGGGAAAUGGAGGAAAAGCUCAAGAAAGAGAAGAAAGAGGAGGAGGAGAGGCGGAAGAAGGAGAUGGAAGAGAAGAAGAAAGAAGAGGAGGAAAAGCGGAAAAAGGAGGCCGACGAAAAGAAGAAAAAAGAGGAGGAGGACAAGCGCAAAAAGAGGGAGAUGGAAGAGAAGAAGAAGAAAGAGGAGGAGGAGAAGCCGAAGAGAUUUGGUUUCAAGGAAAAGAGUGAACCAGCCAAACUGAACGGAUCUCUCAUCGAGAGUAAACUUAAGAAAGCAGAGAAGACAACAAGGGACGCUGCAUCCACCAAGGCAGAGGACUUGGAGCGACUGGAGGCUGAGCGUAAGCUGCAGGAACUGAAGCGUCGACGAAACAAUGCGGAAAGCGAGGAGCUCGAGAAGAUGAAGCUGAAGCAGCAGGGCGCAGAGGCCGAGCUGGAGGAGCUGAAGAAGAAGAGAGAGGAGAGGAGGAAGAUCAUGGAAGAGGAGGAGAGGCAGAAGAAACAGGAGCUGGAGGACAAGAAAGCCAAAGAACAGGAGGAGAGGAAGAGGAUGAAGGAGGAGAUAGAAAAGAGGAGGGCGGAGGCUGCAGAGAAGAAGAAACAGAUGGAGGAAGGAUCUCCAAAACCUGCCUUUGCCAUCACCCCCAAAGGCUCCUCGAAGAUCGGAGAGAAGGCAGAAUUCUUGAACAAAUCAGCCCAGAAAAGCACCCCAUCCAGAGUGUCUCACACUCCAAUUGUCUCCAAGAUAGGCAACAGAAUGGACCAGUAUGCCUCAGCCAUCCAGGGAAACAAAGAAGCCAAAUCUCCCAAGUCUCCAAUGGCAGAUAUUCCUACAGGAGGCACUCGCAGUAUCAAGAGCAUGUGGGAGAAAGGCAACGUCGGUGGCUCCUCUGAAAGUCCAUCCCCAGCCAGCAAGGAUUUGGCUGGCAUCAAAGGAGGCGUGUCUGGACGUGUGAACAGUUGGAUGGCGAAGCCUGCGGAGGCGGAGAAGACAGCAGCAGCACCUGCACCUGAACCGGCAGCAGCAGCAUCACCAGCAACAGCAAAGCCAGCAGAUGUGAAACCAGGUGACAUUGGUAACAAGCGUGGCAUGUGGGAAACCAAGAAGGUCUCUACACCUGCCAAGGUGGCGUUCGGAGGGAGGGGCAAGUUUGCCACUAAUGCAGGCGCAAGACCCUAACCGUUGACCUCCCUAUUUAAAUCAAGCCUUACCUGACCAAACACAAGGCUCUGCUACUGUACGUGCAUCCAUUUCCUGUCAACAUACCUGUAUUUCACGCAUGAAGCUCACACCCGAAUGAGGAGACGACGAGGGACCAGGAUGAGUAACUUUUGCGCUGUCCCCAAAUCCCUGAAUAUGUCAGACCUAGUAAGGGUUUUCAGGACACAGUAUCACAUGUUAAAGGCUUUACAGACGAUGGCUGUCCAGAUGGUUAAAUGUUAUACUGCUUUUCUAGCCACGCUGACUUGCCUGCUCUUCCUGUAGUGUAUUCAUGUCAUUUGUGUCACACUCAUACAAACUCACUGCUUUUAGGAAUGAUAGUCACUGUUUUGACUCAAUGUGAUAAACGAGGCUGAGCAUUGUUGAACUCACGGCUCUCUUUAGGAUUGUUUAAGUGUACUGCUAUGAUGUUGGGUGUUUAACCUGCACAUAAUUGAGUCAUUUAAGAAGACCUUACCACAAGUAUCUCUAAAGUCGCCUGUCUAAACUGGGUGGAUUUAGACAAGCCUUUGGAAAGACAUUAACAAUUCCCAAAGCCUGAAGCCCCUUACUGAGUGUUCCACUGACCUUUCGUCUAAUGUUCGCGUGGUUUUAAAUGAAAUGAUUCCCCUGGGGAGGAAUCAUAAUGUCUUUGGUGAUCUUCUAACCUUUCAUUAAAUGCCACCAUCAGCGAAGAUUUGAAGUAAACACCUGCAGAAUAACUUUGUUUCAGUCUUGUUUGUAGUUGAUAUUGAGCCAUCACUAUUAUACUGAGACAAUUUCAGAACCAGUUUAAAGGGUUUUUUUGGUGCCUUUUAAUCAGACUGCUUGACCACUUACCUCUAAGGAAAGUUUUGCAUCAACUUAUCAACAUUUAAAACUGCAAUGUGGAUGUAUUAUUAUAAAAAAACUAUGCUUUAUUAAUGACUUAUUAGCUUUUAUAAAUGCAGACUUGUUAGAAAAUGAUUCCCAUUAGUUAUACAGUUUUUAAAUCACUUGUAAAGGCUUCCUCAUUAUAAAGUGGUCUGCAGAAAUCCACCACCUCGAGCCAGAAGAUAAUACCAGUGGCAGUUUCAGCUGUUAUGUAAUACAGCCUGCAGGCGGAUCAAUUUUUCCAUCAACAACAUCUGUUGUUGUUGUUGUUGUUACCUUUUUGACCCUUGGCAGUUGAAAAAUCACAUCAUCGUGUACUACAAGCACCAAGAAAGUCUAUGCAAUACACGCGCAACAGCUAUUCAGUGACCAAAUGAAGCAGGUAGCAGUCUUGCUUAUCUAUCAUCAAUUUACACGCCACUCGCUUUGUAGUUUGCUCGCCUCGCGGUAGAAAUAAGGGUUUAUAUGCACUCUGUUUUAGCGAUGCCUGUAAUUAAAUUGUACCCUGGUGUUCCUGUCAGUGAGCUGAGUCCCACCAACAUGCGUUUUUUAGGCUUUCAGUAUUGUUAUAGUGCAUCGCUCUGUUUGAAUGUUUGAAAUUAUUGUUUGCUGUUGCUCCAGCAAUAAAAAAAAAGAAGCAAAAAAAAAAAAAAA
Molecule: messenger RNA, 3561 nt
Organism: Acanthopagrus latus (yellowfin seabream)
Lineage: Eukaryota; Metazoa; Chordata; Actinopteri; Spariformes; Sparidae
Gene: cald1b
Product: caldesmon 1b
Exons: 18
Coding region: 85-2013 (642 amino acids)
Biological process (GO): angiogenesis; actin filament bundle assembly
Cellular component (GO): actin cytoskeleton
Molecular function (GO): myosin binding; actin binding
Source: RefSeq, a predicted model, not a curated record